CCCCCCCUUCCCUUACUUCCGCCAUCCACUCCUACAAUUCCGUUUUCCAAUUAUUUAUUUCUCUGGUCUGCUUAUGUGCGUUGGAUUACUCACAUUAUCUUUUAUCUCGACUGUGACACGGUGGGAACUCAAAAGUUCCAAGUUAACACUGUACAGCUUAUGUACAACAGCCUGUUGUAAAUCUCCAACAUGGGAUUUCAAUUCUAGCAACCCAUUUUCUUGAACAAACAUAGAUAUUGUGAUGAAACUCAUGGCAGCAAUUGUUGGUACAGCAACUAGUAAUGCAAGUGUCCAAUGUGAUGGUAAGAAACUACAAGAAAAUUUGCAAAAUGCUGUGAAACAGUGUCAAAGUCGUUAUGCCUCCCGUACGGAACUUGCCACAGAGUUGGAUCACAAUGUCAUAGUGCUGUGUCAUUGUCUCGAAGCAAUUUUGUCUCAUGGAUUGCGCCCCAGACUUAACAGCAAUAAAAAUGGAUCUGUCUUCCAGCAUGUAACCAAUCUGGUCAAGGAGUUGUCAAACAAAGAUGACAAUGUCGUUUUUUGGCAUUUCGUGAGUUCUCUUUUAACCAAACACGAGUAUGAAAGAUACACAGCCUUAAAGCACAUUUGGACUGAUAUCGGUCGUGGCAGAGCUUGGCUACGGUCGUCAUUGAAUGAACAUUCUCUCGAGCGGUAUCUUUCAAGCUUCAUUGCCAAUACGGACCGCCUACAAGAAUUUUAUCAAAAUGAUGCGUUCAUUCGGGAUAGUCAACUGAGUGCUGCUUUGUUGACAACUGUUACUGAUUUAUUGCCUAUACUGUUUGCUAUAAACAUUGACAAUGCGGAGUUAAAUUCAUCUGUCCCUAAAAAUAUCUGCGCCAACAAAACAGUGGAUUCUGAACCUGUGAUUAUAUCUUAUCCAGAAAAUAUCAACAAAUUGAAAGAAAGAAAAAGGAAAACCAGGAAUCCUAUCAUCUCCUUCGAUGAUGAUAAUGAUUUAGAUCAUAUCAGCAGUGUUACAAGUCAUAGUUCUGGCACCAGUUGUGAUGGUAACACCCCAAUUAAUGAAGUGAUCCCUGCUGUUCAUGUCACCAAAGUAGAGUCUGUUGAGCCUGAGUCACCAACCACACUAGAGAGUGAACCUGAGGCUGCAGAAGAAGCGGCUUUGUCAGAAGACUGCUGCAAGACAUCUCCGCCAGAGAAAAGUUUGGAGUCCAGUGAUGUUAGUCUUCGAACUGUCAAUGAUGUUGGCCUGGAUUUAUUGAUACCAAUCCCUUCCAGUAGUUUAAUGCUGUCUACUUUAAGCACAGUCACAGAAGAGACCAAAAGUAUCGAAUUACAAGAUGAUGAUGAUUUCAGCGAGGAAGAAAGAUUGAAAGAAGAAAAUAAAGAUCUCAGUGCUCAGUUAGAAUCCCUAAAAGCCUUGAAAGUAGACAAUCAAAGGUUAAAAACAGAAAAUGAAAUGCUGAAACACCAGCUCUGUAACUAUGUGAAUGCAGUGAGGCUAUUGGAAAAAGAGGAACACAACAGCACCGAUGAAGCGAGAUUGUACGAGCAAAAGUUAGUUCAAGUUGCAGAAAUGCAUGGCGAAUUGAUGGAAUUAAACUCAAGAUUACAAAGAACAUUAGCCAUCAAAGAUGAGAUUGUGAAACGAUUAAGCGACGAGUUAACCUCUCUGAGGGGUCCCCUUCCAUCACCAGAUGAUGUACUUGCCCCCUCUUCUCUUGUAAAUUUGUGGAUUCCAUCCGCAUUUUUGACUGGAAAUGUUACCGAUCAACAUCAUGUUUAUCAGAUUCACGUUCGGGCUGGGGAUGAUGAAUGGAAUGUAUAUCGCCGGUAUGCUCAAUUUUUUGCUCUUUGUCUUGACCUAAAGAAAAAGUAUCCUGCAAUAAGUAAAUUUAUCUUCCCACCAAAGAAAACGCUUCGUAAAAAGCGAGCUAGUUUGGUUAACCAAAGACGUGGACAAUUAGAAACAUGGCUGCGGCAAGUUAUUACCCACCUGUUGUCAACAGAUCCUCUUCUGUCUUCCAAGCACAACCUAAUCAUCACAGUGCCUUUUCUAGGGGAAAACUUCUGUCCGUCCAGUGAUGAUAGAGGGAGUGGCUCUCAAUCUCGAAAUUCAGACGCUGCCAAUAUGAGUACAACACCACAGUAUAUGGGUCUUUGACAUAGUAUCAAUGUAAUCAUAACUUUAUCAAUUUCAUCUAAAAGUGUUAUUUUUGCUCUCUAUUCUGAGGUACUGUCUUGCUCCUCGUCACACAUUUAUUUUAUGAAAUUUUUCUCUCCAGGUUAAUAGCAUUCUUAAACUAUUUAUAUUGUUUCAUGUAGACUCUUCUUAAAUAAUCAAUAUGAACGAGAAAAUAUAAAAUGACGCCACAGUAAUAGAAAGAACUGCCUUGACUUGACUCUCAUACAAUCGUAUUUUACAAAAUUUAUUUUUAUCAGGUGAUCACCGAGCUUCUUUUGUAAGAAAAACUUUUUUAUUUACAUAUGGUGUGUAACCGAAUCCAUUGAAGUUAUCUGUACUCAGAAUCUGUUUUUUUGUGAGUCAGUACAUAAUAGAGAACAUGCUCUUGCCUGCUAUCUGGCUAUGACACAGUUUCAGAAAAAUCCCCAAGCAUUUCAGUGGCUAAAUGAAGAAAAAUGCAUGUUUCAAUGACAACAUUAUAAAUCUCUAAUUAUGAUUAUUUUUUUCCAGAAAAACCAAAUCAAAAUUUUACCUUGGAAUCUUGUGUGAGUUUUACUAGAAUACAGGAAAAAAAUUUCAAUUUCUUUAUUCAUAUUCCUUUGAAGAAAUGAAUUAUGAGCAGAGACUUAAAACGUAGCAAUCUGCAAUAUGCAUUUUUUCACGUAAGCCAUCGAUUUUAUUGACAUUAAUUAUCAGCAGAAAAGUUGAAGAAUUUUUCUUCUUUUGAAUCUUAAAAUCGUUCAUGUCCACUUCCUAGAUAUAUUCCAAGGGACCUUAUAUUUUCUCACUUAGACUGAAAAUUUUACGCGAAAAAAACCAGGAUUAAGACCAAGCCUUACAAAUAAGUAUUUUAUUCCAUCUGAAACUGAUGGAUUGAACAUUUUCACUAAUCGAAGGAAAGGCAUAAAUGAUUUAUAUCGCAAAUGCAGAAGUAGGUAUAACAAUUAAAAUAAGGGUAUCCAAUGAAACAACAGUAAAGUUACGCCAAUCUGCCAAUCACUUUUUCUAUAAUGUUUUUAAGAAAACUACUGAGCCUCAUUUUUUAUUUAAAUUUAAUAAUCCUUUGAGGUAUAGUUCAUGAAAGGGAGAGAUCAUUCAAGCAUUAUUCGAGUUUAUAAUAGACACAUUUCAUCUUCUUAGAAACGUUCUCUCAUCUUGGAGUAAUGAAGUGGCUCCAAACCACCAAGCUCUUCCAAUUUCUUUUUUUCCUACCUAAUAAUUUAAAAAAAAAAUCCCAUUAAUUGCAAAUAUGUAUGAACCAUUGUAAAAAUGUCUAGUUUUUCAAAAUUCCCAUGUUUCCAUCCACUCCUUGGAUCCACUUGAACUACUGUAUGAUGGUUUUCAUGGGUUUGUUUUUGUUAAAAAGUAUAUGUAGAUUUUAGAGAAUUUGUAAUUUGUUACGAUUUUAUAUAUCCAUACUUGUCUGCAUUUUCUUUGUUUUUCUCUAGUCGUAUUGUAAGAUACAAUUGAAAUUUUCCUUUUUUGAAGUAUGUUAGAAAUUCUGUAAACUGUGAGUAUUAAUAGUUAUGAACUUAUACAAAUAAGGACAUAGUGUCGCUAUUUUGUUUGAAUUUUCUCCAAACAUUGAUCUGUAAGAAAGCAUUCAAGAUUAUGCAAUGUAAUUUGUAUUAAUUAUUACAAAUCUGAAAAUAAAAUUAUGUAUGUUACUUUGUUUAUAUUAUUAUUGCUCUAUGUUGCUGUGAAUUUAUUUUUUACUCAAAAAUUAAACAAGGAAUGAACCAAUAUAUGUAUUUAUUUUUUAACUUAGAAUUAUACUUAAAUAUAGUGGGUACUUAGAGCAUAAUUGUUAUGCAUCCUCUUCGAUUUUUUACUGGCAUAAUCAAAUAUGCUCUUGUUAUUGUUAAAUUCUAAAAUAAUAAUAAUAAAAAAAAUAAAAAAGUA
Bemisia tabaci is the source of this 4069-nucleotide messenger RNA. Its product is annotated as sorting nexin-29. Gene Ontology annotation, molecular function: phosphatidylinositol binding. Lineage: Eukaryota; Metazoa; Arthropoda; Insecta; Hemiptera; Aleyrodidae. The record is from RefSeq and is a predicted model, not a curated record.